UAGUUGGUGUGUCUGGAUUUCUUACAGAAGCCAGUGAAGAGGCUGAGUAUUGGCUGAAAUGGGACCAAAACAUGUUGGGCCAGGUGUACAGGGAACAGCUUUUUACCUCUCUCCAGGCUUCUUCCUUUGAUGACAAAUUUCCUCAGAGAACCUGAUACCACACUAGGCUUCUGAAAACACCAGUCAAGAGUUGCUUAAUGCAGGGGUCUCUAAUUCCUGAGCUGCAGACCUGUAUCUGUCUGUGGCCUGUUAGGAACGGGACAGCACAGCAGGAGGACUGGGGAGGGAGGAAGUAAAAGACGGAGCUGUGACUGUGGUACGUAUCUGCAAGCAAGUGUUAAAGAGGGAGAGGAGGACGCAGAAGCAAGCUGGUUUGACCAGAAACAGAACUGCCUGUGACAGAUUAAGAGACAAGCAAGGCUUGGAAUCUGAGAGCAAGCAAAGAGAGUGGAAAUUUACAGCUGCUCUCUGUGAGUGUUCAAGUGAUCAUUUUCUGGUAACGUUUUCCGGUGGUAACUGUUACUCUUCAAAGAGAGAGACAGAAAGUCAAGACAGAAUUGUGGAAACUCUUUUCUCUUCUCUGCCACGCUUAGUAACAGGAGGCAACCUCUAUUAAAUGGACAAUAAAGGCUAUUUCAUCUAAAGUGCUUUGAGCUCAAGAAAGAGCUGUCUUCAGCACCUCACCAUGUGUCUACAUUUUGUUGCUUAGACAAGCCAAGUCAUUUCUGUAACGUUUGCAUUUCAUAUUGGAAGAAGAGAUUUCUACACAUGAAAAGAAUGCCUUUGUUUAGUAAAUCACACAAAAAUCCAGCAGAAAUUGUGAAAAUCCUGAAAGACAAUUUGGCCAUUUUGGAAAAGCAAGACAAAAAGACAGACAAGGCUUCAGAAGAAGUGUCAAAAUCACUGCAAGCAAUGAAAGAAAUUCUGUGUGGUACAAAUGAAAAGGAACCCCCGACAGAAGCAGUGGCUCAGCUGGCACAGGAGCUCUACAACAGUGGCCUGCUGGUGACACUGAUAGCUGACCUGCAGCUGAUAGACUUUGAGGGAAAAAAAGAUGUGACCCAGAUAUUUAACAACAUCCUGAGAAGACAGAUAGGCACUCGGAGUCCUACUGUGGAGUAUAUUAGUGCUCAUCCUCAUAUCCUGUUUAUGCUCCUCAAAGGAUACGAAGCCCCACAGAUUGCAUUACGUUGUGGGAUUAUGCUGAGAGAAUGUAUUCGACAUGAACCACUUGCCAAAAUCAUCCUCUUUUCUAAUCAAUUCAGAGAUUUCUUUAAGUAUGUGGAGUUGUCAACAUUUGAUAUUGCUUCAGAUGCCUUUGCUACUUUUAAGGAUUUACUCACCAGACAUAAAGCAUUGGUAGCAGACUUCUUAGAACAAAAUUAUGACACGAUUUUUGAAGACUAUGAGAAAUUGCUUCAGUCUGAGAAUUAUGUGACUAAGAGGCAAUCUUUAAAGCUGCUAGGGGAGCUGAUCCUGGACCGUCACAACUUUGCCAUCAUGACAAAGUACAUCAGCAAGCCGGAGAACCUGAAACUCAUGAUGAACCUCCUUCGCGAUAAAAGUCCCAACAUACAGUUCGAAGCCUUUCAUGUUUUUAAGGUGUUUGUGGCCAGUCCUCACAAAACACAGCCUAUUGUGGAGAUUCUGUUAAAAAAUCAGCCCAAACUCAUUGAGUUUCUGAGCAGCUUCCAAAAAGAAAGGACGGAUGAUGAGCAGUUCACUGACGAGAAGAACUACUUGAUUAAGCAGAUCCGAGACUUGAAGAAAACAGCCCCUUAACAAGCUCCCCGGCGCCCAUCACAGUCAUUCGUCUCAUUUGUCCAGUUUGUACAUGUCAUUUCAAAGCCAUCAUUCUUGGGAAGACUUUGGAGGUGCCUGUUUUUUCUGUUUUAAUUGUUCUGGGUAGACAGAAUAUAAACAUUUGAAUGGAAAAAAAAAUAACCUAGAAUAAUAUAUUCAUUUUAAUCAAGUCUGUGAUUAUUUAUGUGAAAUCAGAGCCAUUGUAGUAGAUGUUGAUAAAAGCAAUUUUAACUUGCAGACGUGAGCCUCUGGUCACCAUGAGCCACUAAAUGGGAGCUCAAAGGACAGGCAUCACCAACUCCUCACGGAGGACCGAGUUCUCAGGGUAGAACCGGGAAUGGUGCCGGAGUGGGAAAGUGCUUUGCCCAUCUGUAGGUAGACACACAGAUGACUCAACGCACCGAGAGAUCCCAGAAAGUAACAUUAAUGUUUUCAGUUAUUGUGUGUCCUUCGUUUCUGCCCAGUGUCUUUGAACUGAAAUCAUGCGUCCACACCUCUCGGGAUCCAGUGGCCCCUCUCAGCUCGAUCUCCCCUCACUCCCUGUCCUGCAUUCCAUCCCAGCUCCUCAGCUUGGCCCCCACACCUCCCACAUUCAGCUGAGCAAACAAGCAACUGAAUGGGAACAGGAUGGAUCAACAAGGGUCCCGAAGAAUAGGGGACCCAUGGGGUGUGACCCACUCACUGGAGAACUGCAAACACAUGGCUCUGGAGAGAGUCACGGCUGUUCCAUAUUGACUUCCAGAGGUUGAGUGAGAGACAAAACAGUUCCUUCAUAAUUGUCAUGGGUGAAUGCUUCCUGCAGUGAGUGUGUUUUAGAGCAGGAAUCACCAUAGUGGGAUGCCCAGCAGGCACAAAACCGUGGGUUCAGGAGUCUCAGAGGGGAACUUUUAUCAGUAGGAGGAUAUAACCAUAGGAUAUAAUCAUUUCUCCAAAUGAUUCAUGCAUGAAAAAAUUCUCAAAUCAAUCCAUACUUUUUUUCAGUUUGUUUUCUAAUAAGCUGUCAUUCUAUCAUUGCUCAUCACAGUCUUUAGUGAAAACAUAGAAAACCUAUACAACUUUGGUCCUGAAUAAUCUCUUACAACUAGCAUGAUGGAGGUGUUAAUUCAUCUUACUUAUAAAAAGGCAUGGAAUCAAAAAUAUUUUAAAAGACCAUGGUUUCAUUUCAGACAUCAAGCAUCUAAAAUGGGAUUUUAAAGCGAUAUUUUACAAGACAUUCAAGGCACAAUUGUUGAGCUGUAUUCUUUAUACUUCAGUUUCUAAAUCAUGAGUCACUGCCUUCCACAGGAACCCUCCCUUUUUACAAUACUUGUGUGUUGUGUACUUUUUCUUCAGCCAGAUAUUUCUCUGCCAGAGAGGGGAAGAGAAAUGCGUUCUCCAGGAUUGGUCCCCUUUGUAGAUUUUGUACUUAAAGAAUUACCAGGCAGGGCACUGCCCUUGGCUAGGCCCAGGUGCGUGUUUCUUCCUUGCCAGGCAUGGGCCCUGAUGCAGGUUCCGGCAGCUGUGGCCUCUCUGACCAGUGCCCACGUGGGGGGCAGCUGGCAGCUUGAUGACCCAUACUCUUUAGUCAUUGAAGUCAGAUACCUUUUUUUUUUUUAAUUGAGACUGAGUCUCACUCUUGUUGCCCAGGCUGGAGUGCAGUGGUGCAAUCUCAGCUCACUACAACCUCUGCCUCCCAGGUUCAAGCAAUUCUCCUGCCUUGGCCUCCUGAGUAGCUGGGAUUACAAGCACCCACCACCAAGCCUGGCUAAUUUUUGCAUUUUUAGUAGAGAUAGGGCUUCUCCAUGAUGGUUAGGCUAGUCUUGAACUUCUGACCUUAGGUGAUCUGCCUGCCUCAGCCUCCCAAAGUGCUGGGAUUCCAGGUGUGAGCCACUGCACCCAGCCCAGAUUAUUUUUAUAAUACUCCCUGAUAGUCUAGAGUCCCUUCGAAUUGCACUUUUCUGGUUUUGCUUAUUUAACUAAGAGAUGAGUAUAAAUAUAAAAAAAAUGAAGGGGAAAUAAAUAGCAUUGGAAAUGUAUUUGGUUGCUGAAUACUACUCCACAACAUCUUGGGACAUAUGUUUUCCUUUGGAGAGCAAGGUCUUGUUAUUAUUAUUUUCUGAUAAAGAAAACAUUUUAUUUCCUUUGGACUUGCCUUAGCUCUUUCCUAGCAACCCAUUAUCCAGCUCAGUACCUUUCAAACAGAAAACUAGAGUCUGGGGUUUUGUUGUAAUCUGAAUUUGUAAGUUAUUAGUGUGAAAGGGAGAGCAGGAAGCUCACAGUCAGAUUUGUUUGCACAAAGUUCACUGUAAAUACUGUGAGAAUUGAAUUCUGAAAAGGUCAUAUUUAGCGAUUUCAAAAGCACAUGUUUAAAUAAAGACUGACUAAAUAAAAGGUACCACACA
Molecule: messenger RNA, 4184 nt
Organism: Callithrix jacchus (white-tufted-ear marmoset)
Lineage: Eukaryota; Metazoa; Chordata; Mammalia; Primates; Cebidae
Source: RefSeq, a predicted model, not a curated record